This is a messenger RNA of Toxorhynchites rutilus septentrionalis, 1872 nucleotides long. Its product is annotated as probable serine/threonine-protein kinase kinX. Lineage: Eukaryota; Metazoa; Arthropoda; Insecta; Diptera; Culicidae. The record is from RefSeq and is a predicted model, not a curated record. The transcript is spliced from 4 exons. Bases 577 to 1872 code for a protein of 431 amino acids.
AUCAAGCCUGUCGAAGUUGAGAAACCAAUUUUACCAGUGACUGAGAUCAAGGCUGUCGAAGCUGAGAAACCUAUUUCGCCACUGACUGAGAUCAAACCUGUCGAAGCUGAGAAACCAAUUUCGCCAGUGACUGAGAUCAAACAUGUCGAAGCUGAUAAACCAAUUUCACCAGUGACUGAGAUCAAACCAGUCGAAGCUGAGAAACCAAUUUCGCCAGUGACUGAGAUUAAACCUAUCGAAGCUGAGAAACCAAUUUCGCCAGUGACUGAUGUCAAACAUGAAGAACCAGAGAAACCAAUUUCGCCAGUCACUGAGAUCAAACCUGUCGAAACUGAGAAACCAAUUGCGCCAGUGACUGAGAUCAAACCUAUCGAAGCUGAGAAACCAACUUCGCCAGUGACUGAGAUCAAGCCUGUCGAAGCUGAGAAACCAAUUUCGCCAGUGACUGAGGUCAAGCCUGUCGAAGCUGAGAAACCAAUUUUGCCAGUGACUGAGGUCAAACAUGAAGAAUCAGAGAAACCAAUUUCAAAAUUGACUGAAAUCAAGCCUGUCGAAGCUGAGAAACCAAUUUCGCCAAUGACUGAGAUCAAGCCUGUCAAAGCUGGGAAACCAAUUUCACUAGUGACUGAGGUCAAACCAGUCGAAGUUGAGGAACCAAUUUCGCCAGUGACUGAGAUCAAAUCUGCCGAAGCUGAGAAACCAAUUUCGCCAUUGUCUGAGAUCAAGCCUGUCGAAGCUGAGAAACCAAUUUCGCCAGUGACUGAGAUCAAACCUGUCGAAGAUAAGAAACCAAUUCCGCCAGUGACUGAGAUCAAGCCAGUCGAAGCUGAGAAACCAAUUUCACCAGUGACUGAGAUCAAGCCUGUCGAACCUGAGAAACCAAUUUCACUAGUGACUGAGAUCAAGCCUGUCGAAGCUGAGAAACCAAUUUCGCCAGUGACUGAGGUCAAGCCUGUCGAAAUUGAGAAACCAAUUUCGCCAGUGAGUAAGAUCAAACCUGUCGAAGCUGAGAAACCAAUUUCGCCAAUGACUGAGAUCAAGCCUGUCAAAGCUGAGAAACCAAUUUCGCCAGUGACUGAGGUCAACCCAGUCGAUAUUGAGGAACAAAUUUCGCCAGUGACUGAGAUCAAAUCUGCCGAAGCUGAGAAACCAAUUUCGCCAGUGACUGAGAUCAAGCCUGUCGAAGCUGAGAAACCAAUAUCGCCAUUGACUGAGAUCAAGCCUGUCGAAGCUGAGAAACCAACUUCAACAUUGACUGAGAUCAAGCCUGUCGAAGCUGAGAAACUAAUAUCACCAGUGACUGAGAUCAAGCCUGUCGAAGCUGAGAAACCAAUUUCGCCAGUGACUGAGAUCAAACCUAUCGAAGCUGAUAAACCAAUUUCACCAGUCAAACAUGAAGAACCAGAGAAACCCAUUUCGCCAGUGAUUGAGAUCAAGCCUGUCGAAGAUAAGAAACCAACUUCGCCUGUGACUGAGGUCAAGACUGUCGAAGCUGAGAUACCAAUUUCACCAGUGACUGAGGUGGAACCAGUCGAAGCUGUGAAACCAUCUUCGCCUGUGACUGAGAAACCAAUUUCGCCUGUGACUGAGGUGAAGCCUGUCGAAGCUGAGAAACCAAUUUCACCAGUGACUGAGGUGGAACCAGUCGAAGCUGAAAAAUCAAUAUCGCCUGUUACUGAGAUCAAGCCUGUCGAAGCUGAGAAACCAAUUUCGCCUGUGACUGAGGUGAAGCCUGUCGAAGCUGAGAAACCAAUUUCGCCUGUGACUGAGGUGAAGCCUGUCGAAGCUGAGAAACCAAUUUCACCAGUGACUGAGGUGGAACCAGUCGAAGCUGAAAAAUCAAUUUCGCCAAGAAACCAACUUCGCCAGUGA